UUAUAAAUCCCACCCAAAAACAUACACUCCAAAAUCACUAUAAUUCACCAAAAAAAAAACAAAAAAAAAAAGAUGCAGGUGUCAAUAUUUAUUGCUCUAUUUCUACCAUGCGCCGGAAUGAGCGCCAUUUUCGUGGUGUACAUGUGCCUGCUGUGCUAUUCUGCGCGUGCAGGCAUCGACGAGGCUGCGCCGGCGAAGCCGUGGCAGAAGCGGGGCCUCUCCGCCUCCGAUCUCCAGAAGCUGGCGGCGGUGACCGGCAGAGACCUGGUGCUGGCCACCGACUGCGCCAUCUGCCUGGACGAAAUCGAGCCCGAGCAACCGGCCAGGAUGGUUCCCGGUUGCAAUCACGGCUUCCAUCUAAAAUGCGCCGACGCCUGGCUCUCCAAAAACCCCAUCUGCCCUCUCUGCAGAGCCAAAAUCGCCCCUCGCCUAUUCGAUUCCAAUCCCUCUCAAAUCACUCAAUGCUGAUAUUUUCACAAUUUUGUAUCUCAUUUUAGAUGAUCAUGUAUAGAUUUUUUUUU
Salvia hispanica is the source of this 521-nucleotide messenger RNA. The record is from RefSeq and is a predicted model, not a curated record. NCBI's taxonomy places the organism in Eukaryota, Viridiplantae, Streptophyta, Magnoliopsida, Lamiales, Lamiaceae.